GUUACCAUAAAUAUUUUUUAAAAUUAGUUUUAAUAUUUUUCAUUUUUACUAUUUUAGGAAUUAGGGGUUUUCCCUUCUUUUCUUACAUCUUAGGAUUAUUAAUAUAUUAUUCAACUUGUAUAAGUCAAUUUGGAGUAUUGAAUUUUUGUAGGUAGUUCAUUUUACAAAUAAAAUUCUGUAAAUUUUUUAAUUAUUUACUUCAAUAAAUUAAUACUACCAAGAUUUUAGAUCCUGAAUCCACUAUUUGACUCCGAUCCAAAACAAAUGUGGAAAGAGAUAGCCAAGUUAACCUUUAGCUCUAAAGAAGUCACCAAUAUUUUAGGUAGGUGAAAAUGAUUUGGAACUACAAAAAUUUAAUUAAACAACCAUAGAUUUUGUGCUCUACUUCAUUUGUUUGAUAGCAAUGACUCAAUGACUACCAAUGAGGGCGAUUCUUGUAGUAUUUGAGGGUGUUUAGUAUUAUUUGUGGAUGCAAAAACAACAAUAUAUGUUGAACUCACUUGCUAUAUUUUUUUUGAUUGUUGUUUAUUUAUAUAUAGGAGAAAGUGAGCCAAACGAGUUCAAAAAAGUUGUUUGAGAUAACCUUAUAAGCAUGGCUACCAGACUAAAGCGAGAUCCCAUUGUAAUCCUACGCGUUGAUAGCGAAGAACUUGAAGAGUAUAUAAAUAGCCCUAGUUUUGAGACGGAUAUGGUGGUGUCUUUCUCGGAGCUUGCAUUGUCGUAUGGCACUAAUCGCAAUCUAGAUCUCUUUGUCAAGGCACUACAAAAGCUUGGUGUUGAUCAAGGCUUGCCUCCAACUUCAGACCCUUGGGUUAUGAACAAUAUUGUGGAGCCAGCUUUGAACUCUUGUAGUUGGGACUCUAAUAAUGGACAUUCGGUUUCUCAAGAGACGUUCUUGGAGGAACUUAGAAAGUACUUGAAAAUAUAGUUUAGCUUCUUAGAGAACAGCCUGUGAUCGUUGCACACACUGAAAAUUCUUAUGAUGGUAAUGCUAUAAAAGGUCUUUUGGCUAAUAAGCUUGAAAUGGACAAGGUAUAUAUUCAUCAUCUUAUAAGUAUCACUUUAGUUAAACUUUUUAUUUAUGUGAAGUUUGCACAUGAUGUUUGCUACCAACAGUCAAUUGGAAAUAAUUUUUUUGUUAGUCUUAUUACUAACAAGCGUAUACGGUACACUCAACCCUAGCUCAGUUGGAAGCUACUUAAUGAAAUGUUGUACUCGGUACUCCCUCUAUUUCAAUGACUUUGUCCGAUUUCAUUUGGGCACGUUUGCCAAUACAUAUAUUGAAGUCUUAAUAUCUCUGACGGUGCAUUACUAAAAAUUAUGAAAAAUUGAUAUUAAUAAUCCUUGCUUUGAGACGAAUCAAACAAGAUCCCACUUGACUAUGUUUUAACUUACAGAUUAAUUUCAAAAUACCAAUAAAAAAUGAACUGUCAAAAAAUCAAAUGAAACAAAAUCACUGAAACGGAGGUGGUAUUAAAAAAGUAGUUCUUACAAUCAAUUAAGGGAUCAAUUUUGUGCUUAAUGUUAUUAAAGAAUUUGUUUUGAAAAUAUUUUUCGGUACUAAAUGCAACAUUGAAAACUCUACCAUGAGAUGAGCAUGGAAGAUUGUCUAAGGAGCGUCUUCGAUUACCAUUAGAGUCGUUGGCUUCAUCUGCUGGUUUGUCUCCAUAUGAAGCUGUGGCUGAGAUGGACAAUAUUGUCAAUAAAGUGUUCAAUAUGGUGGAUGCAAAUGAUGGAAAACAAAUAAGAGAAGAUGAGUUCAAGAAGUUGUUGUUGGAGAUUUUAGGGGGUAUAUUACAAUUAGAAGGUAACCCUAUUUCGAUUUCUAUUGACUCGGUCGUGCACGAGCUAUUGAUGGAUCUUUCAUUUUUACAAACUUCAACCUUCUAAUUCUCAAGUUCUUGUCAUCGACAGACUUAUAAAUUAAGUAUGAUUUAUUUAGUCUAUGUAAAUUGUAAAGGUGUUGAUAUGUGUAAUAUGUCUAUAUUCUCUUAACAUUUGAGAAGCAUAUUUUACCAACUUAUAUUGUUAUUUGUUCUUUAGAAAACAAAUAACUCUAUU
Messenger RNA from Amaranthus tricolor (Joseph's coat), 2061 nucleotides. RefSeq lists its product as uncharacterized. Bases 593 to 928 code for a protein of 111 amino acids. Lineage: Eukaryota; Viridiplantae; Streptophyta; Magnoliopsida; Caryophyllales; Amaranthaceae. The transcript has 3 exons. The record is from RefSeq and is a predicted model, not a curated record.